This is a messenger RNA of Nematocida ausubeli, 1944 nucleotides long. RefSeq lists its product as uncharacterized. Gene Ontology annotation, molecular function: ATP-dependent protein folding chaperone; heat shock protein binding; ATP binding. Bases 1 to 1944 code for a protein of 647 amino acids. NCBI's taxonomy places the organism in Eukaryota, Fungi, Microsporidia. The record is from RefSeq and is a predicted model, not a curated record. The transcript has a single exon. Gene Ontology annotation, cellular component: cytoplasm; mitochondrion. Gene Ontology annotation, biological process: protein refolding; cellular response to unfolded protein.
AUGGGGGCAAGGAGAAACAUAGCUGGAUUAAUUUCCGCAGUAACAGGACAGAGCCAGAACUCACGCUUGCUCACCCGAUCCUACGACAUUUUGCAGUCUUUUUUUACUAGCCACGAAAUAUUCCGCGGCUACACAGAAAAGAUUCUGGGUAUUGACUUGGGGACAACGAACUCGUGCGCUGCUGUGCUAAUGGAAGGAGACAAGCCGAAAAUUAUAGAAAAUCUGAAGGGCAGCAGAACCACCCCUUCUGUAGUAUCGCUCUCUGGCGGGAAAGUACUAGUAGGGGAGGACGCUAAGAAAGAAAUACAGAAUACACCAAGUGGAGUUGUCACCUCAGCAAAGAGGCUGAUGGGCCGGAAGUACACUGAUCCAGAGACUGUCGAGCACAUGGAGACUGUUCCGUAUAAAAUUGUUCCGCAUGUAAAUGGAGAUGCCUGGAUUGAGGUGGAUGGGAAAACAUACUCACCACAGAAAAUCGGGGCUGAGGUGCUUAGGUAUCUAAAGGAUUCUGUUGAGUAUGUGCUGAAGGAAAAGAUCACUAAAGCCGUUAUAACAGUACCUGCUUACUUCACUGAUGCGCAAAGGCAAGCCACAAAGGUUUCAGGUGAAAUUGCAGGCCUAAAUGUACUGCGUGUUAUAAAUGAGCCAACAGCAGCAGCUCUCUCAUACGGCAUUGACACCUCUAAAGACGGGAUAGUUGCAGUUUAUGACCUAGGGGGCGGCACCUUUGAUGUCUCGAUACUUGAAAUAAAGGAUGGUAUAUUUGAGGUCAAAGCAACCAACGGAAACAGCCAUUUGGGCGGAGAGGACUUUGAUGCUGCAUUGACAAACCACAUAAUAUCGCGAAUAGAAAAAGAGCAUGGAAUAGCGAUACGAAGCAACCUUGAUGCGCUACAGCAGGUUCGGAAGAUGGCAGAGCAGAUAAAGUGUGUGCUGUCUGAGCAGGAGCACACAGUAGCAGACUUUUUAUUCCCGCAUACUUCAGAUGCAAAAUCUGAAUCGAGCAGGAGCAUAUCACUGCACAUUACUAGACAGGAAUUUGAGAAUCUAAUUGCACCUUUAAUUGAGAAAACGCUGUCUCCAUGCAAGGAGGCCAUGCUUGAUGCAGACAUAAAAAAGGGCUCAAUUGAUAAUGUAAUUGUUGUAGGCGGCAUGACACGAAUUCCUGCAAUUAGAAGGGCGGUUGAAAAAGUAUUUGGUAAAGCAAUUACUCCCGGUGUAAACCCGGAUGAAGCUGUCGCUGCUGGUGCUGCAGUGCAGGGAGGAAUACUUGCAGGGAAAAUGCAGGACUAUCUGCUGAUUGACGUGGCGCCGCUCAGCCUAGGAAUAGAAACACUUGGCGGAAUAUUCAGUAAAAUUGUAGAGAAAAAUAGCUCAAUUCCAAUUAAAAAAACGCAGACUUUCACAACAUCAGAGGACGGGCAGCCCUCAGUAACUGUAAAAAUAUACGAAGGAGAGCGGCCCCUGGUGUCCCAUAAUAAAUAUCUUGGAGAACUGGUCCUUUCUGGAAUCCCUCCUCUUCCUAAAGGGGUGCCAAAGAUAGAGGUUACCUUUGAGGCGGAUGCAAAUGGAAUAUUCACGGUCUCAGCAAAGGACAAAGAAACACAGAUAGCACAGAAUACAAAGAUCGAGCCAUCAGGUGGCCUCUCCAAGGAUGAGAUUGCUUCCUUGAUAAAAGAGGCAGAAGACGCCCGCCUGCAGGAUGAAAAAGAAAAACUUCUAAUAGAAACAAAGCAGAAAGUAACCGACUAUAUUAAGCAGCACCAUGAGAUAAGAGCCAAGCUUAAGGGCAGCCUUAAGCCAGACACACUGCAUAGACUGAACAGCAAAAUUUCGGAUCUUUUGGCUUAUAUGGAGAAAUCAUCGGCUACUAAGGAUGAGCUAGAGUACUAUUUGGCAGAUUUAAGAAAAGAUGCAGGAAGUGCCUGGAGAGACCAUAAAUAA